Messenger RNA from Halichondria panicea, 4781 nucleotides. RefSeq lists its product as uncharacterized. The record is from RefSeq and is a predicted model, not a curated record. The coding region runs from base 170 to 4588 and encodes 1472 amino acids. Gene Ontology annotation, cellular component: ciliary inversin compartment; nucleus; cytoplasm. Gene Ontology annotation, molecular function: protein binding. Gene Ontology annotation, biological process: protein localization to ciliary inversin compartment; innate immune response; regulation of gene expression. The transcript has 20 exons. NCBI's taxonomy places the organism in Eukaryota, Metazoa, Porifera, Demospongiae, Suberitida, Halichondriidae.
AUCACCUGAGAUGAUACGCCCCCAGACCAAAUGGGAUGAUUUUCAUGACUGAGAUCAUCUGUAGAGCUAGCUAGAGACCAGCGCAGCUACGUACCAGUGAGUGAUCGUGACUCGACUGAGGAUGCAGUAUAAUUAUAAGUCACUCUGAAAGUUAGAUCUAAAUCCAGAGAUGUCAUUAUUAAUGGAAGCUUGCAAGACGGGUGAUGUGGGUGUGGUUCAGUUGGCAUUAGAAGGAGGGGCAGAUCCAAACCAGGCAGAUGAGGACAACCGGACUGCUCUCCGCGUAGCCAGUAGCAAUGGACAUGAUGAGGUGGUGAGAGUCCUCUUAGCAGCCAAGGCUACAGUCAACACUCAGAGCAAGUCGGGUCGGUCCCCUCUCUGGGUAGCCAGUUGCAAUGGUCACCUAAAGUGUGUGGAACUUCUAAUCAAUGCUGGAGCCAAUGUUGAUAUGCAAGAAGAGGACAACUGGACUGCUCUCCACAUAGCCUGUCAGAAUGGACAUGAUGAGGUGGUGAGAGUCCUCUUAGCAGCCAAGGCUACAGUCAACACUCAGAGCAAGUCGGGUCAGUUCCCUCUCUUGUCAGCCAGUUUCAAUGGUCACCUGAAGUGUGUGGAACUUCUAAUCAAUGCUGGAGCCAAUGUUGAUAUGCAAGCAGAGGACAACCGGACUGCUCUCCACGUAGCCUGUCAGAAUGGACAUGAUGAGGUGGUGAGAGUCCUCCUAGCAGCCAAGGCUCCAGUCAACACUCAGAGCAAGGACAACGUGACAGCUCUCCACGUAGCCAGUGGCAAUGGACAUGAUGAGGUGGUGAGGGUCCUCUUAGCAGCCAAGGCUACAGUCAACACUCAGAGCAAGUCGGGUCAGUCCCCUCUCUGGUUAGCCAGUUUCAAUGGUCACCUGAAGUGUGUGGAACUUCUAAUCAAUGGUGGAGCCAAUGUUGAUAUACAAGAUGAGAACAACUGGACUGCUCUCCACAUAGCCUGUCAGAAUGGACAUGAUGAGGUGGUGAGGGUCCUCUUAGCAGGCAAGGCUACUGUCAACACUCAAAACAAGUUGGGUCAGUCCCCUCUCUGGGUAGCCAGUUACAAUGGUCACCUGAAGUGUGUGGAACUUCUAAUCAAUGCUGGAGCCAAUAUUGAUAUUCAAGAUAAGGAUGGAUGGACAAUGCUGCAUAUAGCCAGUCAGAAUGGUCACUCUGAAGUGGUAGAGUGCUUAGUGGAGAGAGCCCACUGUGACACCAGCACCAAUGCAAGGAACAAGACUGGCCUGACUCCCCUCCACUCUGCAUGCCAUAAUGGUCACAAAGAAGUGGUGGAGUACUUGGUAGAGAGAGCCCACUAUGACACCAGUGUAACUGAUGCUAGAGGCAAGACUCCACUUGACUACGCAAUACAACAGGGUCACACUGAAACCAUCGAAUAUCUUCUGAAUCAGUCUCUUAGGGCACCAUCUGCUACUCCAAGUCAGAGCACUGACUACCAGUACCCUCUAGUCGACCAGCAGCCUCAGGAGUUGUUGGACAAGCUACAAACACCCGCUAAUAUUCAAGUGUCAGAAUGCACACCUCUAACACGAGAUGAGAUUGAUGCUCUACAGAAGCUUAUCGAGGGAACAGAAGUAAACAUUGAUGACAUCAUUGCUACUGGUCAAGGCAUUACUCUGCAAGACGCUCAACAAUUACUUGCUCAGAAAGGAUACAUUGAGGACACAAGUAAUCUCAAGACAAGGCUCAAAGAAAUUGCCGAAGAACAGCAGCGAUAUCUCAAGAUACUCAAGGAUCUAAUGACAGCUGCAGACACCAUCGACCUUCGCUACUUGAAACUUUUUCUUGUUGGCCCACCAUUUGUAGGAAAGACAACUACUUUAAACCGUCUGCUAAAAAUAUUUGAGAAUAUUCAUUCAGCAGGAAACAAAUCGAACAUUCAAAGUACAUUACUCGCUAACUGUAUUCAAGCAUUUGCUUUUGUUGGUGACGACACAGCAGAAUGGCUAUCUUCCGAUACCAUUGACGGUGAAGCAAAAAUGUUGUUCAACUAUUUUUAUGGAAACCAACUCGCAUCUGAGGAACCGCUGGACACACCCCUCAGUGAGCAACUAAGUGAAGAAAACCCCAAACCUGCCAGAACAAUUCAACCUCAUGAUCACACGCAAAUAUCCAUAGAGAACAGUAUUUCACGAGUUGAUGAAGUUGAGACUUUGGAUGACGAAACAAAGGCUUGCAGAAUUAUUGAUGUUGUCAGCCGAUUCCAAAAUUUGAUCAAAAGUGGAGAAUAUUCUAACCUUUUCAAUGCUUUGGGGACAUUUUUGAAUAUUAAUGAUAUUGGUGGUCAGCCAGGUUUUUUAGAAAUGCUCCCAGCCUUGAGCACUGGUCCAGCCAUGUAUCUCAUCUUCUUAGACUUGAGCAAAGAGCUAAACAAGCCGUACAAAAUCCCUUUCAGUCGCGAUGACACAACCAUCACUCCUUAUGACGCUAUACACACAGUCAAAGACACAGUGUCUCAAAUCCUUUCUUCCAUCAGUAGCAUACGUAGUAACCCUCAAGUGACCUCAUCAUUGAAGACCGAUAAAGUUGUUGGGCUUAACGAGAAGCUUGAAUCAUUCGUACAAGUUAGUCCAUUGGCUGCGUUGAUAGGCACUCACAAAGAUAAGCUAGAAAAUCCAAAAGAGGAGAUCGAGGAAAAAAGCCAAGAUUUAAAGGACAUUGUACGCAAGUUUUCUAAAAUAAUAAUUCGUCCUGGAACUACUACAUGUAGUUCACUGUUUACCGUGGACAACUACACUGGAACUGAGCUCUCGGACAUAGCCCCUCUUCGUAAAUUGUUAAGUGAAAUCUUUCAAACACAUUUUAAGAACACUUCGUUACCGAUUAGACCAAAAUGGCUUUUAUUUGGACUCAUUCUCCGAAGGGAAUACAAGAUUGCCACUAUUGAAGAUUGUCUAGAGUUAGGGAAGAAGCUUGAAAUGGAUGAAACUGAAACGAAAUUUUGUCUGUGGUAUCUUCACGACUGCAUUGGAACUGUCAUGCAUUACACAAGCGUUUCAAAUGAUAAGGAAAAGUGGCUCAAGAAUCGUGUGAUCUGCUCUCCUCAAGUAAUCUUCGAUAGCAUCAGUCAGCUGGUUGUUCCUUCUUUGCGUGUACUUCAUUCUGAAGGUCAUGUCAUUGAGUAUGAGCGAGAAGAGUUUAUUAAAAAGGGGCAAUAUUCAGCUGAAGCCAUCGAAAUGUAUUGCAAAACUGCACAAGUUAGCAAAAAGUUGGAAAACAACGAACUUAUCCCAGCCAAGGUUCUUAUUUCACUUCUUCAACAUCUUAACCUUCUCUCUGAAAUUGUUCACAAAGAUGUAAAUGAUCCAAGCAAAUCUCGAAUCACCUAUUUAAUGCCGGCUAUUUUGGAGUGUGCUUCUAAAGACGAGCUGACCAACCCACCUCCACAAGAUGCCAACAACCCAGAGCCAUUGCUCAUCACAUUCAGCUGUGGUUACGUUCCAACAGGAGCUUUUUGUGGUCUGAUCACUCGACUAGUUUCUCGAGGCCCUCAUGGAAUCCUUGGUUUGACGUGGGAGUUAGUAGAAGAUGGUGUCAAGCGAAAUUGUGUAUCUUUUCGAGUCGCCAAAUCAAAUAGGCUAACUCUACUAGCACACGAUCAAUGCUACGAAAUUCGAGUUGUUCGCCAUCCUGGUCGCAUGUCUCUCCAUGACCUUUGUACCUAUGUUCUCUCAGUGAUGCUCUACACGCUCAAAAGCCUUUACCCACAUUUGGUUCCUCAAAUUGCCUUCCAAUGUCCUUGCCCUGGUCACAAGUCAAGCCGAGAUAAAUUGUGUGUUCUCACGAAAGAGAUAUGGGUACAAUUUCUUUGUGAUAGUAAGCCGAUUACUCCAACGAAAUACCAACAAGUUUGGUUGGGUAAGAUCGCUUCUAUUGGUCAGAGUGCUAGCUUGGGAGUUCUCCGGUUCAUGAAGGGAAAAUCUCUGGAGAGAUUCUCUUUCAAUUGGAGCAAAGUGGGAAUUGACGACACACAGCCUCCAACAACUCAUCACUGCAAGCCCAACAAUCUGACUUUUCAGAGUGUGAGUGAGGAGGAUCUGGACUACUACCAGUGUGAGGUGAAGGAGGCUGGGAAAGUGGUCCUCACUGUCUACAGAGCUCUUUACAAAGGAGAAAACUCUGGAGCAGCUGGUCAGAAGAGACCUUCUUCGUCUGAGGAGCCGUCCAGUGCAAAACGUGUAUGUUCAUCAUAUCCACAAGGAUCAUCUGCUCAACCAACAACUCUUCAAAGGCUGAUGGACAAACAUAAGCUCACGACUGCCCAAGUCAACAGUGAAAUCCAACAGAAAGACAUACCAUUAUUGGCGGGCUAUUUUGACAAUGUAGGUUUUUAUAUUUAUCUAAUGGAGUUAUCCCCGGGCGAACAAAGUGAUGUUCAAUUGAAAAAAAAUGAAAGUAACCACCUAGCUAUGAUUGAGUGUUUGACCAUCUGGAAAAGAAGGAAGCCCUCACAAGCGACAUUCAGGGCCCUUCUGGAGAUGUUGGUGAAGCUAAAGAAAGAGGAGAUUGCUGCUAAAGUCUGUCAGUGCAUAACGGAGCUGUGAGGAGGUGCGUGUAAUACAGCACUAAAUGAACUGUACAGAUGUCAGAACAGAACCAUCAGAUCAGCUUUAUCACUAAUGUGUGCAUGGUUAUUGUCGUGUACGUUAAUUGUUUGUACAUUGUGUGUGUAGACAAAAUUAAGAAAAUAGUUUGAUAUCCCAUAAUUAUGCUACAAAUCCUAUAAUUAUUGUUUUU